AUGGGUAGUUCCGGUUCCACAGCAUCAUCCUCUUCUUCUUCUGUAGCAGCAGGUUUUACUCUUCCAACUCCAUACACAACCACUGUUACUGACAAUGGUACCGUACUUUCAGAGAUAAUCUCUUACUUCUCCACUGACGGUGCAACAGGUACCACCACAUCUACUAUUCCAGCAGCUCAAGUGACAUCUUCAUCUGCUGCAGUCACUUCCUCCGCAGUUGAUGCACCCACCUUUUCUUUACCAGAUGCUUACACAACAACUUUUACAUACGAUGGGUAUCCCGUUUCUGAAGUCGUUUCAUUUGAAGCAAAUGAAGUUGAUGGUGUAACUCAAACGGCUACCGUCACUUCUCAAUUCCCAGUUGAUAGAUAUGUUACUGUUACCGUCACGGAAGUUGAUCCAGUUACCGUUACAACAGAUGUUACUGAUGCCGCCAAGACAAUUAACAGUACCGUUUAUGUAACAAAAACUGUUGAAGCAACUGUUACCAAACAAUAA
This is a messenger RNA of Naumovozyma castellii, 498 nucleotides long. RefSeq lists its product as uncharacterized. The record is from RefSeq and is a predicted model, not a curated record. NCBI's taxonomy places the organism in Eukaryota, Fungi, Ascomycota, Saccharomycetes, Saccharomycetales, Saccharomycetaceae. The transcript has a single exon. The coding region runs from base 1 to 498 and encodes 165 amino acids.